AUGCAACACAAUGGGAUAGUACAUAAACAAGGGAGGAUGGCAAUGGAAGUUAGGAAAGAAGCAGUCAAAAGCGCAAGGAACGACACAGCAAAAGAACUAAUUCAAUGGGAUUUGGAUGGGUUACCAAAUGUACCAUCAUCAAGAUACGGAAACUCGGAUGUUCAUGAUGCCAAUAUUGAAGAUGGUAAUCCGACUAAUUGGAUUGGAAAAGACUUUGAUGACCAAGAUUAUGGAGAAGAUUUAGAAGAAGAUUAUAUAGAAGAAACACCGGCAUGGAAUGUUAUACCAAGUGAUGAAUCAAACCAAGAAGAGGAGCCACAAGAACAACAACCUUCAAAAAAACGAAAAUUUACAACCCCACAAAAACGAAGACAACCAAAAAAAUCAACACAAACAAAAAAACCACCACUACCAAAAGAACGAACACAAGAAAAAUACCCAACAAAACCAAAACCCAAAAACAAAAAAAAAAGACUCAAAAGGAGUUAA
Messenger RNA from Lactuca virosa, 489 nucleotides. NCBI's taxonomy places the organism in Eukaryota, Viridiplantae, Streptophyta, Magnoliopsida, Asterales, Asteraceae. The record is from the annotation of a GenBank genome assembly.